Molecule: messenger RNA, 1386 nt
Organism: Cavenderia fasciculata
Lineage: Eukaryota; Evosea; Eumycetozoa; Acytosteliales; Cavenderiaceae
Gene: maoA
Product: amine oxidase
Exons: 3
Coding region: 1-1386 (461 amino acids)
Molecular function (GO): oxidoreductase activity
Source: RefSeq, a predicted model, not a curated record
AUGGCCACACAAUAUGAUGUUAUUGUUAUCGGAGGAGGUUUAUCAGGAGCUCAAUGUGCUGCUGAUUUGAAAUCAAAGGGUGUUAAUGUAUUAUUGAUUGAAGCUAGAGAUAGAUUUGGUGGACGUACAGAAUCGAUAAAGGUAGAAGAUUAUUGGUUUGAUUUGGGUGGACAAUGGAUGGGAGGUACUCAUAACAUUCUCAAAAAGGUGUGUAAUGAAUUACGUAUCGAAUCAUUCCCUCAAUACGACGAAGGAAACCAUAUACUCGAAUUAAACAACAAGCAUACCCUCUACAAGGGAAACAUCUCCACCUUGAACACUGACUAUAACUUGGAAGGUCUCGAAUCCACCAUUGCAAUCAUUGACAAGAUGGCCGAAGAAUUGGAUGCUUCCAAACCAUAUGAUCAUCCAAGAGCUAAAGAAUGGGAUAAUAUUACAUUGGCAAAUUGGAUCAGAGAUAAUGUAAAGGGAUCGGAUGCAGUUAAGAUUUUGAAUUGGUUCUGUAAGGUAUGUUUGGCAGGUGAGCCAACAGAGAUUAGUUUCUUGUGGUACUUGCUUUUCAUCAAGGCUGCCGGUGGGUAUGGCGUGUUGGCCGAUAUCCGUGGUGGCGCCCAACAAGAUCGUUUGAUUGGUGGUUCGCAACAGAUUUCAGAGCGAUUGGUGAGAGAGCGUGUCGGCAACUUUUUGCUCAACUGCAAGGUCGUCGGCAUCCACCAAGACAAUGCCGGUGUGACCGUGUUGAUCGAGGGUGGCCAACGUUUCCGCGCCAAGUUUGUUGCCAACACGAUCCCACCUGCUUUGGCCGGUCGUAUCGACUACAAACCCGCUCUCCCAGCUUCGCGUGAUUCUCUCACCCAACGUAUGCCAAUGGGAUCGGUUAUCAAGACCAUUGUCAUCUACGACGAACCUUUCUGGCGUAGAGACGGGUUCUCGGCCGAAGCAUUGUCCGAGCACGGUCCCAUCUUUAUCUGCUACGACGACUCGUCGCACGACGACAAGGCAAAUGCCAUCGUCGGCUUUAUCGCCGGUCAAGACGCACGCGAGUGGAGUGAAAAGACACCAGAGGUCCGUAAACAAGCUGUCCUCGAAUGCUAUGCCCGUUGGUUUGGUCCACGUGCCCUCAAACCAAAGUACUACCUCGAAAAGGACUGGAAGACCGACGAGUUUGCCAGAGGUGCCUAUCUUGCCUUUGCCCAACCCGGCACCCUCACCGCCUGCGGCAAGUCACUCCGCGAACCAGUCGGUAGAAUGCAUUUUGCCGGUACUGAAACAGCUACCCAAUGGAUCGGAUACAUGGAAGGUGCUUUGGAAAGUGGUCUCCGUUGUUCCAAAGAAUUACAAUCAAGAUUACAACAAGAUCAACAAUCUUAUAAUUCAAAACUUUAA